ACGACGACCACUGAAAGAAAGAGGAGAGGAGAGAAAUAUUUUAAUAAUUUUUUAUUAAGAUAAUUACAUAUUUUUUAAAAUUUUCUGACGCUUCUGAGGAGGAAAGGCAGAAGAAGAAGAGGAGGAGGAGGAAGAUAAGUGAACGAGAGGAGAAAGGGCUUUCGUUUUGUUUGGGGGAAGAAAGAGGGAGAGAGAGAGGGGAAGGGAUAUUUUCGUUCCUUUUCUUUUGGAUUUUUGUUUGUUUUUUUAGUUUCGGGGAGGCUGGGAGAAGACAGAGACGGCUUUUUUUUUUUUAUAUUUUUUGAAUUGGUUGUUUUUUUCCCCUCCUGGAGUGGUUUCAGUGGUGUUUGUGAGUGAAGAAUACAGGUUGGUAUUUCAGUGAAGGGGGAGAUAGUGGGGACUGUAUUCUGAUUAGAGCUUGGCAAUUAGGGUUUCGGUUUUGUUUGUCGGGAGGGAGGGGGGAAGGAAGGGCGUGUUGUUGCUCACUGAUUGGCUUUUGGGGUUUCCAGGGCUUGAGUUUAAGGGUUUUGGGGCUGCAUGGAUGUGGAUAGGGUCUAGGGUCUUGAAGGGCGCGGAAGGGAUGAAGACGAUGGGGAGCAAUCGGCCGGUGCCGCUGGUUUUGUUGUUGUGGCUCGUGAUUGCUCGUUCCUUCGUGACGGUUUGUGCAAACCAGGAAGGUGAUGCAUUGAAUAAACUAAAAGCAAGUUUACAGGACCCGAAUAAUGUGCUGCAGAGCUGGGAUGCCACCCUUGUAAAUCCAUGCACAUGGUUUCAUGUCACAUGCAACAAUGACAAUAGUGUGAUAAGAGUUGAUCUUGGAAAUGCGCAAUUAUCUGGUACUUUAGUCCCUGACCUUGGUUUGCUCCCCAAUCUUCAGUACUUGGAGCUUUACAGUAACAAUUUAAGUGGUUCAAUACCUAAUGAACUUGGGAAUCUUUCAAGCCUGGUCAGUUUGGAUCUUUACUUGAACAAGUUCGCUGGACCCAUUCCUGGCACAUUGGGCAAGCUUACAAAGCUGCGAUUCCUUCGGCUUAAUAACAACACUCUCUCUGGCCCAAUUCCAAUCUCCUUGACUACAGUUAACGCAUUGCAAGUUCUGGAUCUUUCAAAUAACAAUUUGUCUGGUGAAGUACCAUCAAAUGGGUCGUUCCAGCUGUUCACCCCUAUCAGUUUUGCAAAUAAUCCAGAGCUUAAACAACCUCCAGCUUCACCACCCCCUGCUUUUAACAAUUCACCAUCUGCUGGUAGUCCAGGUGGUAGUAUAUCAAGUACUGGGGCAAUUGCUGGAGGAGUGGCAGCAGGUGCUGCACUAUUAUUUGCUGCACCUGCUAUUGGAUUUGCUUGGUGGCGUCGCCGGAAGCCGCAAGAGCUGUUCUUUGAUGUACCAGCUGAGGAGGAUCCAGAAGUUCAUUUGGGACAGCUUAAAAGAUUUUCAUUGCGGGAGUUACAAGUUGCAACAGAUGGAUUUAGCAACAAAAACAUUUUGGGACGAGGCGGAUUUGGUAAAGUCUAUAAAGGACGUCUUGCAGAUGGAACAUUAGUGGCUGUCAAGCGUCUGAAGGAAGAACGUACCCCAGGGGGGGAGCUUCAAUUCCAGACUGAGGUAGAGCUGAUUAGCAUGGCUGUGCAUAGGAAUCUCCUACGGUUGAAGGGCUUUUGCAUGACCCCAACUGAGCGGUUGCUUGUUUAUCCUUUUAUGGCAAACGGGAGUGUUGCAUCGUGUUUAAGAGAGCGGCCACCAUCGCAGCCACCACUUGAUUGGCCAACUAGAAGGAGAAUUGCCUUGGGUUCUUCUAGAGGACUUUCAUAUUUGCAUGAUCAUUGUGACCCAAAGAUCAUUCACCGAGAUGUGAAAGCUGCAAAUAUUUUAUUAGAUGAGGAGUUUGAAGCUGUGGUUGGUGACUUUGGCUUGGCGAAACUUAUGGACUAUAAGGACACACACGUCACAACAGCUGUUCGUGGCACAAUUGGGCAUAUUGCUCCAGAGUAUCUUUCCACUGGAAAAUCAUCAGAGAAGACUGAUGUCUUUGGUUAUGGUAUUAUGCUGUUGGAGCUCAUUACUGGACAAAGAGCAUUUGAUCUUGCUCGUCUUGCCAAUGACGAUGAUGUGAUGUUGUUGGAUUGGGUGAAAGGGCUUCUGAAGGAGAAGAGGUUGGACAUGUUGGUUGAUCCUGACCUUCAGAACAAUUACAUUGAGAGCGAGGUGGAGCAGCUAAUCCAGGUAGCAUUACUUUGCACGCAAGGUUCUCCUAUGGACAGACCCAAAAUGUCUGAGGUGGUGAGAAUGCUUGAAGGCGAUGGGCUAGCGGAGAGAUGGGAGGAAUGGCAGAAGGUGGAAGUUGUCAGAAGUCAGGAGGUGGAUUUGCCGCCACUCCGAAAUUCAGAGUGGAUCAUAGAUUCCACUGAAAAUCUCCAUGCAGUAGAUUUGUCCGGACCAAGAUGAGUUUUGUCUCCUUUCUUCCCACUUGAUUCUAUCCUUGAUGAAAGAAUUUGUUUACGUCCUUCCUUGUCCUUUUACCCCCCUCAUCUUCCAUUUGUCUCUCUUGUAUCAAAGUAAUGUUUACAACUGUGAAUAUGAAUCAUUAGUGUUUUCAUUUGUAUCAUCUACCGAUCCUUUGCAGGGUCCGACUAAUUCACUUGGGUGAAACCUGUAGCCUUUCUUUGUAUGCGGGGUUUUCUCAUUUUGUAGAACAUCCGGCACUCUGUUGUGAAGUCUAAAAUUUAUUAUGGUGUUGGAA
Nymphaea colorata (pocket water lily) is the source of this 2738-nucleotide messenger RNA. Its product is annotated as LRR receptor kinase BAK1-like. Gene Ontology annotation, molecular function: protein binding; protein kinase activity; ATP binding. The transcript is spliced from 11 exons. The coding region runs from base 542 to 2443 and encodes 633 amino acids. The record is from RefSeq and is a predicted model, not a curated record. Gene Ontology annotation, biological process: protein phosphorylation. NCBI's taxonomy places the organism in Eukaryota, Viridiplantae, Streptophyta, Magnoliopsida, Nymphaeales, Nymphaeaceae.